Rangifer tarandus platyrhynchus (Svalbard reindeer) is the source of this 1197-nucleotide messenger RNA. The record is from the annotation of a GenBank genome assembly. NCBI's taxonomy places the organism in Eukaryota, Metazoa, Chordata, Mammalia, Artiodactyla, Cervidae.
AUGUGGGUCGGUAUAUCGGGUAAACAAUUACCACAGGCAGCUGAAGCCCACGCCCGACGGCGGCGGGUCUUUGAAGCACUUUACGAGGACCGUGGUGGCGCGGAUGCCGAAAAGACGUAUCUCUUCGCUCCUAUCGCUGCUGUUGACGUGGCGAGGCCAACAGCAGCUGAGGUCUUCAGGGUCCCUGCGCCGGUUAAAGAUAGUCUGCAGAACCUGAGGUUUUUCUCUAAAAAGGCCUCGGUAACAGAACGGGCAACGGCCUCCAGAACUGUUGAACAUUACGGAGCGCUCGUCGAGCUCUUACGGAUCCCCUACGCUCCCGGCGGCUCGCCGCUUGCUCCUGUCAACCUUGCGAUGGACGCAGCGGCGAGAAAGCUGCGCGAAGGCGGACGAUCCGCAGUCGAAAUGCUCCGUGAAUCCGACGAGCAGAAUGCAGUGCCCAGCGGAAGAGCGCCUGCAUCCAGACGCGCAGAUGGCAGCUGGCGAGCCGCGUUCGCCGGCCGACGGUGCCCCCGCCACUAUCGAGUCGUCGGUGCCUACCGGGAGACCGCAAGCGGCUGUUUAAGUUGCGACGACAAUGAUACGCUUUCCGAAAUAGAAGAAGCAGUCUCUUGCGCCGACGCGUCUGCCUGCGGCAGCGCUCUGAAACACAGAAGUGUACCGCACACCGGAGCAGCGACGUCCUCUGAACAGCUGCGCCGGGACGCGCGCGCGUCGCCUAUCUCGCGGCGGCACCGGAGCUCCAGUAUAUGCGAGAUUGAAUCGAGAAACCCGUGGUACACUCUCCGAGAGGUUCUCGAGACGGGAGGCCGUCGUCAAGUCGAUUCUUCAUGCAACGCACCCGCCUCCGGACGUCGGCUGGCUUCAAACGCGCGUAUAUAUAUGCCCAGGGCGUACGGCAGGGGCGGUCGACACCGGGCUCAGGCAAAUCAAGCAGAUCGGAAUUUCAGACACAACCAGAAGGUGUGCAGUAGGCUCCGCGGUGGCGUGUACUACAGGCGUCCUUCAUCGUCCUCGUAUCGUCGAGAAAUCCUGCGCCGGUGGUCGCCUGCGUACAUGCGCACGGAGGUCGUGGGGCUGCGUGUGCGCGCCGCCGCGGCUGCUGUCGCGAAAAAAGUAAAAGCGCAUCGAGUAUACGGGCCCUUGCAUCGACCUGCGGACACCCCGUACAUUCAAAGUCCGAGCGUCCAGCUCUAA